ACUUGUUCUGCAACAGACGCUAGCCACAUAGCGACACAUCUCCUAAUAUAGGUUUAAAUUGGACGACGAUAAGGAAAAGUUUAUUAUUGCAACUGUAGCGUUAGCAAAGUCGUUGCCGAUAUUGUAACCCAAAUGAUACCGCAUUUCCAUCCGAUGAUCGCAAGAAGUGACUUGGCUAGACUACGUUAUAUUUGAAUUGACUGCAAUCUAUGUUGCCUAUCUGAUAUUCAUUGCGGAUGUUAUAUGGAUUCAGUGGAUACUAAAGCAUGCAUUGCCUUUAAAUAGUUUUAUUUUAUAACUGUCUCCGUUUUUCGUGAUAGUUUUUUUCGUCUGGCUACAUACUAUGCUACCAACUUAUUUUUUACAGUCUCUGCUCAGGUCGCAGCAGUAGUCCCGUGUGGGACAUGUAGCUGGCUAACUCUGGGGAGCAAAACGAAAUAAGCAGACGUUGAUAUUCGUCACCUGAAUGCAUUUAUUAUUAUACUUUUUUAAAUUUAUCAUUUAAACAAUUCCAGUAAGACAGACUGAAAUUCAACAAGGGAAGCUAACCUCUACGCGGUUAGUAGGCUACCGAUUCCUUUAAUGCUUGCGUUCAGUGUUAUUUUACGGACCCAAGCAAGAGGUUUGUGGUUGCACCGUCUUACCAGGACACCGAGUUUAAUUGGAGAACAGUGCAGAAUGUCAUCCGCAAUCCCACUGGCAGCAGUAUGUCAGGUGACCUCUACCCCCGACAAAGAGGCCAACUUCACAGCUUGCAAGAGACUGGUGGAACAGGCAAAGGAGAGGGGUGCCUGCAUGGUCUUCCUUCCAGAGGGCUUUGACUACAUUGGGUCCAGUCGCGAUGAAACCCUCCAGCUGUCUGAGAGCAUGGAAGGGGAGACAAUCUCACGCUACGCUGAGCUGGCCAGGAAGUUGGAGGUUUGGCUUUCGCUCGGAGGAUUUCAUGAACGAGGGGAAAGCUGGGAGAGUGACAGGCGGAUCUACAAUAGCCACGUCAUUGUAGACGCACAGGGAGAUAUAGUGUCGGUGUACAGGAAGGGCCACCUGUUUGAUGUGGAGUUGGCAGGAAAGGGUGUGUCCCUGAAAGAGAGUGCAUUCACCAUCCCAGGACCCUGCCUAACCCCCCCUGUCCAGACGCCCAUCGGCAAGGUGGGAUUGGGUGUAUGCUAUGAUCUGCGAUUUCCGGAGCUGUCAUUGGCUCUCAUGCGGCAGGGGGCGGAGAUUCUCACAUAUCCGUCGGCUUUCACUGUGACCACAGGGGCAGCCCACUGGGAGGUGCUCCUCCGCGCCCGAGCCAUCGAGACGCAGUGCUUCGUCCUGGCCGCCGCCCAGGUGGGCAGUCACCACGCCAAGAGGGCCUCGUACGGCCACGCCCUGGCCGUGGACCCGUGGGGGGCGGUGAUGGGCGACUGCGGGGGCGUGGAAGUGGGCGUGGCCCUGGUGGAGAUUGACAUGCAGAAGCUGAGGGAUACGCGGCGGGACAUGCCAGUGCAGCAGCACCGCAGGGAGGCCACGUUCUACAGCAGCCUGGACUGAGCGGAGAAGGCCCAUUGAGGCCCAUUUUUGUGUUCAUUCAGAUGACCUGGUAUGAAAAUAUAGGCUUUAGUAAAAGGAGACUUGGGGGUGAUUUGAUUGAGGCUUUUAAAUUCGUAAAAGGGGAUCAACAAAGUGAACUACAAGAGAUUCUUCAGGCUGAGUUCUGUCAGUAGAAUGAGGGGACAUAAAUGAAAAUUAGCAAAAGGUAAAAUGGUUAUUUUAUGUUUUCAAGGUAAAACUCCUGCAUAGUAUGCCUUUAAAAAUACCAUAUGAUAUAAUCGAACUACUUGUUUUUUCAAGAUGCCUUCCACUCCUCACUUACAAUGAGCUGAUUGACUAAGCACAUUUAAUUAUGUAAAUGUAAGUAAAGCCAAAGAUCAUGUAUUGUCGUGCCUCUUGCUUAAUUCUGCUGUGUCACUUUUGUUCAGUAUGACCAACUGUAAUUAGUCCGAUCUGUUAAAGUAUUCUCAAAGUGUCUAGCUUCCCUCUUUGGUUUCAUUUUUUAAAAUUCAGUCUCCCAAAUCCCACAAGUAUGGGCCUUCGUUGUUGUAUAAUGUUGUUUGAAAAAGGUCCAUAUCCUGUUGCUUGGUGUAUGUUAACAAAUGAGCCAUUUGUCUUGUUGAAUGUGUUUUCAGUAUUAUUCAUUUAAUUCUUGUUUUAUUUUGAGAUGCAUUUUAAGGGGGUUGUGUUCUUCAUGAUUUAAGUAAUUAUAGGCAAAUAAUUAUAUUUAACGUAUUUAUUUUACAGUAAUCUUGAUUUUGGACCAAGACCGAUUUUGGAAAGAUAUUUGAUAUAAAGUUUU
Anguilla rostrata (American eel) is the source of this 2338-nucleotide messenger RNA. It is a transcript of the gene nit1, whose product is annotated as nitrilase 1. The transcript has 6 exons. Gene Ontology annotation, molecular function: hydrolase activity, acting on carbon-nitrogen (but not peptide) bonds, in linear amides. The record is from RefSeq and is a predicted model, not a curated record. The coding region runs from base 583 to 1536 and encodes 317 amino acids. Lineage: Eukaryota; Metazoa; Chordata; Actinopteri; Anguilliformes; Anguillidae.